Molecule: messenger RNA, 6238 nt
Organism: Talpa occidentalis (Iberian mole)
Lineage: Eukaryota; Metazoa; Chordata; Mammalia; Eulipotyphla; Talpidae
Gene: NSRP1
Product: nuclear speckle splicing regulatory protein 1
Exons: 7
Coding region: 38-1687 (549 amino acids)
Biological process (GO): regulation of alternative mRNA splicing, via spliceosome
Source: RefSeq, a predicted model, not a curated record
GUCAGCGUCGGCCACGUUCAGCGAAGACGGGAGCAAGAUGGCGAUUCCGGGCAGGCAGUAUGGGCUUAUUUUGCCAAAGAAAGCACAGCAGUUGCACCCUGUUUUGCAAAAACCAUCAGUGUUUGGGAGUGAUUCUGAUGAUGAUGAUGAGACCUCUGUGAGUGAAAGCCUUCAGAGGGAAGCUGCUAAGAAGCAAGCAAUGAAGCAGACCAAGCUGGAAAUCCAGAAGGCCCUUGCAGAAGAUUCUACUGUCUAUGAAUAUGACAGUAUUUAUGAUGAAAUGCAGAAAAAAAAGGAGGAAAAUAAUCCCAAGUUGCUUUUGGGACAAGAUCGAAAGCCCAAAUAUAUUCACAACUUACUAAAAGCAGUUGAGAUCAGAAAAAAGGAACAGGAAAAAAGAAUGGAAAAGAAAAUACAGAGAGAGCGAGAAAUGGAAAAGGGAGAAUUUGAUGAUAAAGAGGCAUUUGUAACGUCUGCUUAUAAGAAAAAACUGCAAGAGAGAGCUGAAGAGGAAGAAAGAGAAAGGAGAGCUGCUGCACUUGAAGCUCAUUUGGAUGUAACCAAGCAGAAAGAUCUUAGUGGAUUUUAUAGGCACCUAUUAAAUCAAGCAGUUGGGGAAGAGGAAGUACCUACAUGCAGCUUUCGUGAAGCCAGGUCUGAGAUAAAGGAAGAGAAAUCAAGGGGUUAUUCCGAUGAAGUAAGUUCAGAGAAAAGAAUACCACAUGAAAAAUGCGUUCUCCAAGCUGUUGUGAAAGUAGAGGAUAACCCAGAUGCAGACAGUGACUUUGAUGCUAAAAGCAGUGAGGAUGAUGAAAUGAAAGAAAAUAAUGUGAACUGCAAAAGGGAAAGGCACACAGAGGACGCGAAGAGGAACUUCAGACAUCACAGGAAUAGGAAUCUAACACACUCACGAUCAUCUAGUGAAGAAAGAGAGCACGGUACCAAACAUCACACAAAAACUUCCAAAUCAAGAGGGCACGAGAAAAGGGAGGAUCGGCACCAGGAGAAACAACCCAGGGACCAGGGGAACUAUCACACUGACCGUGAAUACUGGGAAGAAAGGAAGGAUUCUCAUAGACACAAAGAGGCCAGUCACAGAGAGUCCCACUGGAAGCAGCAUGAACGGGAAGAUAAACUAAGGGGGAGAGGUCAAAGAGAAAGAAAUGACAGGGAACAGAAAAGGGAGAAAGACAGAGAGAAAUACCCCCCAAGAGAACACGAAAGAGAGAGAGAACAAAGUGAUCGUGACCGACAAAGUGAGAAAGAAAGAGAAAAGGAUGAGCAUAUGAAAGCAAGGAAAGAACGAUAUGAAAACAAUGAUAAAUACAGAGAUAGAGAAAGACGAGAAGUAAGUGUUCAUUCCUCAGAAAGAAAUCAAGACAGAAAAGAAAGAAGCCCCAAGGAAACAAAAGAUAAGUUUCUUGAUCAGGAAGGAUCGAGUAAAAUGAGAAGCAUGGAAAAGGACAAAGAAAGAAAUGCAGAGAAACACUCUACUUCUGAAACAUCGCUAGGAGGAAAACACACAAUCACAGAAGAAAGCCAAGAGCUGGGCAAAGAACAAGAGACAGUGAGCAAAUUUGCAAAGCGGAACAAUGAAGAAACUGUAAUGUCAGCUAGAGACAGAUACUUGGCCAGGCAAAUGGCACGGGUUAAUGCGAAGACAUAUAUUGAGAAAGAAGAUGAUUGAUGACUGCCUCAAUAAAAAGACCUGUGGAAGUACAGAAAAAAUAACUCCUGGAACAUGCAGUGUGAAUACAUAAAGAAUGCAUUGACAGUGGUUGGGAGGGUAUUUUUUAAUAUAUUAUUUUCAAAAUUCACUUUUGAUCUAAGAUUUAAAGCAAAAGUCAAUCCUUUUAUCCUGAAUGUUUGACUGAAUUGAUAUAUAAUAUUUACUUAUCAAUACCACACUUUUGGUUGUGAAAUCUAAACAGUGCUAAGUCCUUGUAGGUACUUAAUGAAGAAAAUUGGUUCUACGACAACCAUCAAAAUUUAUUUAAAUAACUCUCCUAAUGUUGGUUUUGUUGUAGGAGCUGUUUUUAUAGGUAUUGUAUUUCAAGUAAAAAUAUAUGGAUUUGAACAACUUGUAUUUUAUGUUCUGAAAUUUAUAUUAAAGUGUGAAUAUAAAUCAUAUAUCACCUAAAUAACUUUAGCUCACAGCAUAUAUAGCUUAAAUGAAAACAUAAAAAUAGUGAUAAGUUUGUACAUAUAAUCCAUGCUUAUAUUUUGUUUUGUCCCUCAUUUAUGCUAUAACUCCCUUUUUGUAAAUUUAAAAUCACUUUAAUUCUGAAACCCUAGCAAAUUAUUAAAUUGGUUAUAUAUAUAAAUCAUUUUAGCUAAAACUGAAAAAAGAUGGAGACAUUUAGCCUAAAUGAAAUUAAAGACCCAGGGGGCCUAUUUUAUGGAUGUCUUGUUUUAUUAUACUCUAAAAGAGCUAGUACAGCUUAGUGUAUAGUUUAUGUUAUGCAUCAAAAUAAAACUAGAAUUUUUCUACUAAGUCUUUAAAACUUACCACUUGAAAUACACAGUUAAUUCAUGGAGAAAGAGUGAGUGGGAUAAAGAAAAUAGUUCUUUAACAGCUCUUCUAAAAAGUACCAUUUAUAUCAUACUUUAUCAUGAAGUUGCCAUAUUUUCUUUUUAAGGAAAAACAUUUUAAUAAGGUUAGCUUUUAGAAAAAGCAUUGUAUGUUAAGGAUCAAACUUAGCACUUAUAAGUCAUUUAAUUAUACAUUUAAAACCAGAAAGGAAAGUAACAAGAAAGCUAAGGCUCAUCUCUCUUGACUGACACAUUAUAUAUAAUUUACAUACAAAUGCUUUAAAUAGCAACCUAAAGAAUGUGACAGUGACAAACACAAAAAGUACUGGCUUAGUGUAUACAAAGGGGAAUAGUAUAAUUAAGUAUAAUGGGUAAGUUAAGGUAAGAGAUGACCAUGAAUAACAGACUGAAGAUCUUCAACUUUGGGAGAGAAUAUGAUUCCUUUGUUAAGAGUGUUGGAAAGCUUAAUUUGACCAUGGUGUACAAGAUACAGUGUAGGAGGAAGAAACUGGAGUUGUUUGGGUAGCUCCUUUGAGUUUUAUUUUUUCCCUAUUGAGGGUGUGGCUAGGGCAUGAGAGGUGGGGAGGGUGGGCAGUGUUAAUACUAUCUGCCCUUUUUUCAUGACAUUCUGGUUCUUUGUAUAUUCUAGAUAGGAAUUUGUCUUUGCAAAGAGGACUUUCCAAGUCUUCUUCAUGACUUGCUUUUUACUUUCUUAAUAGCUUUUAAUGAAUGUAAAUCUUUAAUUUUUAUACAACUUAAUUUAAAAUUAGUUCUUCAAGUAGAACUCGACAUAUUUGAAAUUCUCAGCAUUCACUUAUAGCUGGCUGGUAGCUGCUGUAUGGAAACAUUUCUAUUGCAGAAAAUUCUGGACGCUAUUCUUGUAUAGAAGCAUCAUUGCCUACUUUGCACAUUUAGAUCUACUAUGCAUCUAGAAUGAAUUAUUGUGUAUGUUGUAGCAAGGAUUACAUUUUUAUCAGAUAGAGUCAGCAAUGAAUGAAAAUUUGUUCAAAUUAAGGAUUGUCAGCAUGAGCAGGUAAGAAUAUAGACGGCAUUUUUCACAUACUAAGUUUUCAAAACUGCUUUUUUUCAAAUAUAGCAAAAAAUGCUCUUGUCCAAGGUUUUUUGCAUUAAGGUGGGAUAACUCCUCCCCCCAAAUUUGUUUGGGCUGGUAAAGUUUUAGAAAUAAGGGGAUUCUUUAGUUACAUAGUUGAAGGACUGAGAACCAUCUGUUCUCUUUCCUAAACGAUAAGGUUCUUAGGUCAGCAGAUAGUAAACUUUUUCUGAUGAGGUGUUCCAUUAUGCUCAUUAUUUCUAAAUUAGAAUUGACCAGUGAAGAAAAAUCUAUUUUAAUUGCUUAAAAAAAUAAAUUUGCAUUCAUGGUACAGAGCAGCUUGACAUGGGUUUUGUUAUGUGUCGAUAAAAGAAAUACCACAUGAAAUUCCAAUUGAAAUUCCGUGAAUCAUUUCAAAGAUUUUUCUUGAAAAUGUGAGUUGUUUUGAAACCUUACUGUAGAAACAAUAGAUUCCAGCUAUGUGAAACUAAAGGACACAUUUAAGAUUCCAAUUUGAUAUAUGUUUUUCCAUUGUGAAUGCCUACUAAACCAAUUGAGAGUGAUACUUCAUUCUAGCAGAGGAAAUAAAAUUGAAGUCAACCUUUAGAAAUGUUCAGGUCACCAAAAAAAAAAACCCACAGUGAGAAAUUAGUUUGAUCACCAGGUUUGUCUUGUUUGCCUCCAAGGUAGUCUUCUGAACUUUUAAUAUUGUUCUAUCAUUAAAAUUUAGAGAUAGUUAAGCAAAUGAGAGAAAAGGAUGGUACUACAAAAAGAUUUAGCUCAUUGAAAUCUUCCUUCUAUGUGACUAAACAUGACGUUUUAAAUAAUAGCAUUGACUUAUCUGAUAAAUUUCAUCCUCUAACAUGCUUCUUAAGCACUUUCUAAGCUCACCUUCCUAGGUUAGAGCCUUUUGUGUUAUCCAUUGUAUUUAAAUCAUGAGUAAGCUCCAUGAUGGCUUUAAAAUUUAAACUUCCUGCUGUAUGACAAUUUUGCUUUUAAUGGGGAUGACAGGUUGUCAGGUUGCAGUAUGAAGUCUGAGAAACCUACUAUUCUUCCCCACCCCUGACAAAGAAAAAUGGGAGUGUGAAAAAAAGCUCUGAUUACUGCUGUUUAAUCGUUCUGAAAAGUUCUGAGAUUUUAAGCUCCAAGUGUUAUGAGUAAAGAGGCAUGCUAAAAAAGGAACCAGACUUGGAUUGUACUUCUUAGUAGCCAAUCAUUGUCUAAGAUGUAUGUAACAACAAUCCAGUUAAGCAAUUGCACUUCAUAAUGUUAAGCUUUGCUUUGACAGUGAACAUAGUUAUACAGCAGAUAAAAUAUAUCAGGUGUCUAUCCUACUUACCAAAGAGAAUACUAAUUUUGAGAUUGGUGGCACUACAUUAAGUUUAGUAGAAGAAUGCCCAGGAAGUGAUAUCUCACAGAAUAACUUUUUCCCUAUUUUGAGAUUUCAUGAUCUGAUUUGGGAGCUAUUAUGUUGACUUUGGGUUUGUCAGGGUCUUUACAUCCAUCUCCAGAUGGGGUGGUCAGGGCAUUGAACCUAAGUUAACAAAUUUUGUUUCUCACACAACAAAAUCAAGUAAGUUUUAAGUGGUUUGUAAACUUUUUGCAAAGAAGAUGAAUUAUUUGGACUUCAUUGCAUUUACAUAUAGAAAAUAACCUCUAAUAAGCGAUUGAACUGUUUCCAUGUCUUUGUCUUUUGUCUUACCUAUUUCUUGGGUACUUCUGUGUGAUAACAUUACAAAAGUCAGGCUAAAAUAAUUCUACAAUUCCUUUUUUUUUUUUAUUUUUUACUUUUAUGUAAAUGCUCACUAGUUGUAAAAUGUCUUAAAAAAUUCUCUUGAGGUCCACAUCCCUGCUUUUUUUUCCUUUUAUUAUGUCCAUAAUAAAAUUGAUACAUAGGGGUUACAUAUAUGCAAACUAUGCAGCACAGAGAUUUAAAAAAAAAAUUUAAGAGUCUGGUGAAGAUUGAAAAUUCAAAGUACCUAUGUGAUUCCCAUAAUACUUGGGCUUGGCAAAAUUCUUCGAAAAAAUGCUUUUUUAAAAACGGUAUCUUUGGAUGCCUGUGUGUGUGAAAUGGGGAGAAAGCAUAUCAGAAUAUCUUUAGAAAGCAAGUUCUUAAAUUUUGAAAAGAUACUGCUGAAUAUGCUUUCACUUAUAUAACCUUUCUCCUUGCAGCAUGCUAAAAAGCAUAGAGAAGUGGAAAUAAGGUAGCAAGAAGGAAUGCAAGUGAAGAUAAUGAAGGUAGGUCAGGUCAGUAAGCUAUUUUUCAGUCCCCUCACUUCUCACCAGCUAACAUCUGGAAGGAAAACAUCCUGCUAGGAAAAGCAGACUCAAAUAGGCUAUAGGGAGAAUACAGGAAGAUGGUUGGGGCAGAAAUUGUUGGGGAAGGGAAGCCAGAAAAAAAAAGGAGCUGUAAUUUGAUGAAAGCCAUUCUCUGCUAUACAGAUCUUCUUAUAAGGUUGUUAGAAUUAAAUUUGAUUUAUUUAAAGGACUGAUGGAUACCAUUGACUAAGCUUUAUUUUCUUUAAGAUUUUGGUAAAGAAACAUCACUAUAGGGUAAAUUUGCUUUUCUAAUUCAUCAGUCAUGUACCAAAUGCCAAAUAUUCUUGAUCUAUAUUAAGGACUAUGUCAAAUGAAAGGGUCAUUCACUUCAUUGAC